Molecule: messenger RNA, 6304 nt
Organism: Paralichthys olivaceus (Japanese flounder)
Lineage: Eukaryota; Metazoa; Chordata; Actinopteri; Pleuronectiformes; Paralichthyidae
Gene: gria1a
Product: glutamate receptor, ionotropic, AMPA 1a
Biological process (GO): modulation of chemical synaptic transmission; synaptic transmission, glutamatergic
Cellular component (GO): plasma membrane; AMPA glutamate receptor complex; postsynaptic density membrane
Molecular function (GO): AMPA glutamate receptor activity; transmitter-gated monoatomic ion channel activity involved in regulation of postsynaptic membrane potential
Source: RefSeq, a predicted model, not a curated record
GGGAGAGAGAGGAAGGUGCCUCCUCUCACUCACCAUUGCCAUAAUUGUCUCGGCGCGUUGAAUCGAUGUCGGUGUAAACGCAGCGAUCUGGAGGAAGCCUGGAGGAUUUAACUUCACACUCUCACACACAAGCGGACAAACCUAUGCUCGGAUUUCGGCUCUUCUCCCCUUCGCCAAUGCAAAAGGAAAUAUGCAGCGAAGCUUCACCAUCCUCUACACCAGUUUACUGGGGGUGUGCUUGGGUUCAAGCUCAAGUUUCCCAAGUAACAUCAAUAUAGGAGGAUUGUUCCCCACCGAAUCGCACGAAUAUGAGGUGUUCCGCUUCGCCCUGUCGCACCACCAGGACAUCCCCAAACUGGUGCCGCAGGUGGAUAUGGUCAGGAUGGGGAAUAGCUUCUCCAUGACAUAUGCAUUUUGCUCACAGUUCUCCAAAGGUGUGUAUGCCAUCAUCGGCCUGUAUGACAGGAAGACAGUCAACAUGCUCAUGUCCUUCUGCGGAGCGCUGCACGUCUGCUUCGUCACGCCGUCUUUUCCCAUCGAGACGGCCAACCAGUUUGUCAUCCAGCUGAGGCCUGAGCUGCAGGAUGCUCUGGUGGGUGUAAUCAACCACUACGGGUGGACCAAGUUUGUCUACAUGUACAGCUCUGAUUCAGGCCUGUCGGUGCUGCAGAAGGUUCUGGACACAGCAGCGGAGAGCAACUGGCUGGUGACCUCGGUGAACGUGGAGACCAUGACUGAGGCCUCGUUCUUGAAAGUGUUUCAGGAUCUGGACAAGAGGAAGGAGGGCCAGAUUAUCAUCGACUGUGAGACCGAGAGGCUCACUGGCAUCCUCAGGAAGAUUGUCGAACAGGGCAAGAAUGCUAAGAGCUAUCACUACAUCCUGGCUAACCUGGGUUUCCUAGACAUCGACCUGACAGACCUGAGGAAAGGUGGGGCGAACAUUACCGGCUUCCAGCUCGUCAAUAACUCUGAGCCCAGUGUCAGCCGUGUCGUCCAGCAGUGGUUGGAGUUUGACAAUAAAGACUCCAAAGUGCCCAAGAGUGGACUCAAGUACACUGGCGCUCUAACGUACGACGGGGUGAAAGUCAUGUCCACCGCCUUCCAGAAUUUAAGGAGACAGAGGAUAGACAUUUCUCGCAGAGGCAACGCUGGCGAGUGUCUCGCCAACCCACCAGCCCCCUGGGGACAGGGCAUAGACAUCCAGAGAGCCUUGCAGCAGGUGCGUAUAGAUGGGUUGACUGGUCACAUUCAGUUUAACGAGAAAGGCCGCAGAACAAACUACACUGUGAGCGUCAUGGAACUGGCCCCAUCUGGACCCAAGAAGGUUGGCUACUGGAAUGAAGAUGAGAAGUACGUGACCACGGCGAGCUUCAUGCGAGGCAGCAACGAGACGUACGGCCUGCAGAACAGAACCUACAUCGUCACCACUAUCUUGGAGUCACCGUAUGUCAUGCUGAAGAAGAACCACGAGCAGCUUGUGGGAAAUGAUAAGUAUGAGGGCUACAUCGUGGAGCUGGCUGCAGAGAUAGCCAAACAUGUGGGCUACCAGUACAAACUCAAGGUUGUCUCGGAUGGCAAGUACGGAGCAAGAGACCCAGAUACCAAGAUGUGGAACGGCAUGGUGGGAGAACUGGUGUAUGGGAAAGCGGAUGUGGCUGUGGCUCCUUUGACCAUCACCCUGGUCCGUGAAGAAGUCAUCGACUUCUCCAAGCCAUUCAUGUCCCUUGGAAUCUCCAUCAUGAUUAAGAAACCCACCAAAUCCAAACCUGGUGUGUUUUCAUUCCUUGACCCGCUGGCUUAUGAGAUCUGGAUGUGCAUAGUGUUUGCCUACAUUGGCGUCAGCGUCGUCCUCUUCCUCGUCAGUCGGUUCAGCCCCUACGAGUGGCACGCCGAGGACUAUGAGGAAGGAGAGCCACAGUCUCCCACCCAAGCUUCGGCCUCCAAUGGGGUGCAGCAGGGCCAGACACAGACGCAGCAGAACACAAACCAGCAGAGUCUUGAGCAGACUAAUGAGUUUGGCAUCUUCAACUCCCUUUGGUUUUCACUGGGCGCCUUCAUGCAGCAGGGAUGUGAUAUCUCCCCACGCUCUCUGUCAGGCCGCAUCGUCGGAGGCGUGUGGUGGUUCUUCACCCUAAUCAUCAUCUCGUCCUAUACUGCCAACUUGGCCGCCUUCCUGACAGUGGAAAGGAUGGUGUCUCCUAUAGAGAGCGCAGAGGAUUUGGCCAAGCAGACGGAGAUCGCCUAUGGAACGCUGGAUGCCGGAUCCACCAAAGAAUUCUUCAGGAGGUCUAAGAUCGCCGUGUUUGAGAAGAUGUGGUCCUAUAUGAAGGCGGCUGACCCGUCUGUGUUCGUCAAGACCACGGACGAGGGCGUGAUGAGGGUCAGGAAGUCCAAGGGCAAGUACGCCUACCUGCUGGAGUCCACAAUGAAUGAGUACAUAGAGCAGAGGAAGCCGUGCGACACCAUGAAGGUGGGAGGGAACCUGGAUUCUAAAGGUUACGGCAUCGCCACGCCGAAGGGCUCUCCUCUCAGAAACCCAGUAAACCUGGCAGUGUUAAAACUGAACGAGCAGGGCCUCUUGGACAAAUUGAAAAACAAGUGGUGGUACGACAAGGGCGAGUGCGGCAGCGGGGGCGGGGACUCCAAGGACAAGACGAGCGCUCUGAGCCUCAGCAACGUGGCGGGGGUCUUCUACAUCCUGAUCGGCGGCCUGGGCCUGGCUAUGCUGGUGGCGCUUGUGGAGUUCUGCUACAAGUCCAGGACCGAGUCGCGCCGAAUGAAGCAAUCCAUCAACGACGCCAUGCGCUGCUCCACCCUGACCAGGAUGAGUGGCAACGGGAGCGGGGGCGAGAACGGGCGAAUCCUCACCCACGACUUCCCCAAAACCGUUCAGACUCUGCCCUGCAUGAGCCACACCGCCAGCAUGGGUCUGGGUGCCUCCGGCUGUGAUCAUCACAUGACUGUGCUGGCGGCGAGGAACGGGCAGGGUGGGGUAAAAGAAGAGCACAAGACUUUAAGGACCUCAAAAAUCAUGGCUGUCCACUUUGACCCAUCUAUUCUCCCGGCUGUCGACUUGCUCUGACUCUUUAAAGACUUAACUUUACUGCCAAAAUGCACUGUCGAACCACUCCUUACGAACUACGAACAGAACAGAGACUUGAUUUUUUUGUUUUUUAAGAGUUGAAAAAGAGGUUCUAAAAGAAAAAGAAAGGAAAUGUUCUGCAAUAAAGAUGAGGGGCGUGUUUUUGAAUUUUUUACAGUGUUCCUUUACUGUGUGUGAAAAAAAAGAACUUUAUUCUUCAGUGUGACGCCUGCGUUGUGCCAUUUCAAUGGAGCUGUUGACGUUAGACUGCGUGUGCAAUAUCCUCACCUUCACCGCUGACCUUGUACUACCUAGAUGCUUUGCGACGGCUAAUGGAACAUGUCUUUGCACAGAUGUUGGCGGAGGAGGACAAACGCUUGUGACUGCUGCCAUGAUUUGAUAUUGUUUUUUGGGACUUACGCUCUCUCUCUCACUCUCACAUUUAUGCGCUAUGUUUUGGAAGGACAGAGUGCUCUGUGUAGCAAAGCCAGUAUUCAGAUAUAUAUUGUAUGGUUUACACUGUUGAAAUAGUGCUUUGUCUGUAGUUUGAUUUGACUACUCCUCGACUGAAGGUUGAUGCCGUUUGACCAGGCUACGACAAACAUGCAUUGCUGCUACACCUCAUCUAACACAUCAUGCCUUGUCUUUGUGCCAUAUGACCAUUCUCACAGAUGAACACAGAUACACUUUACACUUGUUGCUGCUUAGUCAUUAUUUUGACCUGCAGAUAGAGUUUUAGUAUAUCAUGAUCGCAGAGCUCAGAUUCAGAGACUCUGAUCUUUGUGAGACAGAUAAGAGAAAACACACAUUACUCUGUGGUUCUGUACAGUACUGAGUGACCUUACACUGUAUUCUACUCUUGUGACAUUCAUAGCAUAUCCAUCGAUAUACCUUGGGAGUCUAUUUGCAGCACGUUAGAGAACAAAGAUCGACAAAAUCCAGAUAUUAUCUGGAGAAACUAUAGUUAGCCGUUGAUGCAUAAUUCACUCUCUCCUCUGAUUUAUUUUCAGCUGUAUUCACUUUUAAUGAAAUGGGCAGCUAUUCACCCUCGAUUAAUUGAGAGUGGCACAUCCCCUUCAGAUCGUGCACGGCCUAUAAAAGGAAGGUUAGCCUUCUCUUGCUGUUGCUAGCUAUAGCUGAGGAAGGUGAUGUCACAGUCUGUAUCGUCUGUGUCUUCUGCAAGUCAAGGGGUCGCUGCUCAGCUCUGAGUCGUCCCUUUCAGAUCGUGUGAGGUAAACAGGAAUCAGAGCGGCAGGGCCAGGACCAUAGACGCGGAGGUCCUGAAAAGAAAAUUUCACCCCAAAAAUUUCCAUUUUGUGAACAAAAUUACUCUUGAUGUCAUGUGCAUUUACAGGACUGUACGAUUGGACACUGCCAUGAGUGACUGACCCACAGCAGAAAACAUUACAUUAUAUCAAUUAAUUAAAUUGCACUUUUAAUCAGCAAAAGAAAAAAGCUGGCAUUAUUUCUUAUUGUCAACAAGUGCCAUUUAACCUCAUGACAAUAAUUUGUUAGUACUUCCAGUGAAGGCCUGAAAACCAGCGUCUUCCAGUGAGCAAUGAGUUCUAACAUGGAGGCAUGAUUUUCUGCCAGAAAUCCAACCGUUUUGACAAUUUCACCUGAAAUGUUUCAUCGUCUUCACUUUUGUCUUACCUCUUAUCACUUGAGAGAAUAGGCUCAAUUGGGAAAAGUGAUAUAUGUCAAAGGAUUUAGAAAUAUGUCUCAAAAUGUGAUAGAUAUGUUUUUUAAAAACCAUAUCCAUUUUUUUUAAUAGUAGUUCCAGAUCAGGCUUUUACAACACCUUUUUUAUAACAUGGUUUAAGUGUGGGGUUUGAUCUUUUUAUAGGACUUGUCAGUAAAAAGACAUCGCCAGCCUUUUCUUUUAAACUCAGCUGUGUCAAAGGUGAUAAUUGUCAGAGCAUAAAACAAACCAAUAACAGUUAUUCACAACACAUCACAGCCACAAGCUAUGUAAAGGUGACAUUGUGUGCCCUCUUAGAAAUCUCAUCUCGUCCGCUUGCUUAUUUAUCUUUCGCUCUCUCCACCCACACAAAUUUUCCACAGCUAAAUACAACUGUACCAAGUGUAGAUUUUCUGAUAUAUUUAUAUAUAUAAGUAUAUGAAUUAGCUUGAGUAAGUAAGUGGGUAUCAAAUUAUUCAUAACAAUGUACAGUCUUGAAAUGCACUGAACAUCAUUAUCAUCACAGUAUGUGUUCAGAGGUGAGAUUUUAUUUUAAGGUGACAGGAAGGUUGUUGCUUGACAUGGGGCUUUCGCUGCUGUGUGAUGCAAGUGGUCAGCUCUAUGUGAUGAACGCUUCCUGACCCCUCCUUUCACAGAAGAGGCCAAGCAUCUUUACAAAGGCAGCACCUUUUACUUUCUCUCUUCCUGUGAGUUUCUGCUUUGAAAAGUACCACAUCUUAAGUAUGACUCCUCUCCUUCCCCUCAAAUCAUCACAGAAUCAUAAAAAACGGGCAGUUCAAGUUUACUGAAAUCAUACAUAUCUCCACCUAUUAUGUAUAUAAAAGGCUUUUUUCCUCUUCCCCCGGUGAAAAUGUUCUCUUGCAAACCAUGCCUCUGUGUACCUGACUUAGUUACCUACUGCGUGAGUACUUUUCCUUUCCUCCGUCAUCUACGCGUCUUCUUUUGCUGAUGUUGUAUUAAUUAGGACACAGCACAGCUCUUCAGUGGAGGUUUUACCUUCAGAAAGAUGUUUUAUAUGCCAUAACAAGAUUUGUUUAAAAAAAGCAAAACGAAAAAAAGACUCAAUGUUUGUAUUAUACUGAAGAAACAGUUGGGGUGCCGGCAAAGUGUUGUACACUUGGACAAGUGUAAAAAAAACACACACACACUGAUGUUGAAUAAUCUUUAGACGCUAAUGUUGUUUAAAGCCAGUUUUGAGUUAGUUUAAUUUGUCAGUGUUUUUUAAGUGCUUGGAAUUUAACACCAUUUGAAUAAUUCUUUGUCGUUUUUUCUUUUCCACAGUAUUUUACUAUUGGAAUCUUCUCACAGUUUGUUGACCAGAAGCAUCAUUAUUUUUGUUUUUUUAUUCCUAUACUUUGACAAGGGUGUUGCAGAAUUUCAUGGUCUAUGGUCAACAAAUGGGUUGACACUUUAAAAGAAUUUAAAGAAUACAGAUAUUAGGAAUCCAACUUUUGAGAAAUAAACUUUUUUUUCUAACCAGAGUGUCCUGGAAGGAAGUCAUCAUGCUUUUGUAACCGAAU